AUGAUUGAUACUGUCAUAUCGGCCGAAAUUCGAGAUCAAACCAUCGACCCAGGAUUAUUCGAAGUUGUCACGAAAAAUUUGAUUCACGGUCCCUGUGGUGAUAUUAAUCGAAAUUCACCCUGUAUGAUUGAUGGCAAAUGUUCGAAACGUUUUCCAAAACAAUUGAUUGCUGAAACAAUUACAGGAGAUGAUGGAUAUCCAAAGUAUCGUCGACGAUCAACUGAAGACAACGGUAAAUCAACUGUAAUUAAACUUCAAAAUCAAGGCGUUGAAAUCGAUAAUCGGUGGAUAGUUCCGUACUCACCGAUACUGUCAAAAAUGUUCAACGCUCACAUAAAUGUAGAAUAUUGCAAUUCUGUAAAAUUAAUCAAAUAUAUUUGCAAGUAUGUGAAUAAGGGCAGCGAUAUGGCUGUUUUUGGAGUGGCUCCUGAAGAUAGUCAUGAUGAAAUUUUGCAGUAUCAAAUGGGGCGCUAUAUUAGUACGAAUGAAGCUGUAUGGCGUAUUUUAUCGUUUCCAAUUCAUGACAGACAUCCGGUUGUUGUAGAUUUGGCAGUUCAUCUUGAAAACGGCCAACGUGUUUACUUCACUGCUGCAAAUACCGAACAAAGAGCAGUAGAGCCACGAGCAACUACACUGACAGCUUAUUUCCAGUUAUGUGAAACGGAUGAAUUUGCCAGGACUUUGCUAUAUUCGGAAGUGCCACACUAUUUCACAUGGAAUGCAUCAACAAAAAAAUUUCAACGCAAACAAGGCACAUCUGUUGAUGGUUAUCCAGGUAUUUUUCGAACAGAUGCUUUGGGACGCAUUUAUACAGUUAGUCCAGCCAAUACUGAAUGUUUUUACUUGCGACUUUUGUUGGUGAACGUACAUGGACCGCAAUCAUUCCAACAUUUACGAGCUAUCAAUGAUCAAAUGUGCGCCACAUACCGUGAAGCAUGUCAACAGUUGCAUUUGCUGGAAGAUGAUACGCAUUGGGAUGCUACGCUUCGUGAUGCAUCAAUUUCAUCUACACCAAAUCAAAUUCGUAUGUUAUUUGCGAUCAUAAUAUCAACAUGCUUUCCAUCAAAUCCACUGGAAUUGUGGAAUAAAUACAAAGAUUUCAUUGCUGAAGACAUUUUGAUUCGACUUCAACAUCGUUCCAAUGAUCCUGCAUUGCUGCUGCCAUUAGAAAUGUAUAAUGAAGCCUUGAUAAUGAUCGAAGAUUUGUGCCAUACUAUUGCAAAUAAAGCAUUAGGGCAAUUAGGAUUGACUCAACUAAAUCGUCCAAUGCAUGAUUUAUUUGAACGAGAAUUGCAACGCGAACAGCAAUUCGAUCGUGAUGAAUUGCGUGCGUUCGUACAACCGGGACACAGAGAACGUUAA
Anastrepha obliqua is the source of this 1362-nucleotide messenger RNA. RefSeq lists its product as uncharacterized. Bases 1 to 1362 code for a protein of 453 amino acids. Lineage: Eukaryota; Metazoa; Arthropoda; Insecta; Diptera; Tephritidae. The transcript has a single exon. The record is from RefSeq and is a predicted model, not a curated record.